AUGUCGGACAUCGAAGAAGAAGAGGCGAAUCGAGUGGCUGAGGAAGGAAGGAUUCGGCAAGAAGAAGCGAAUCGAUUGGCUGAGGAAGAAAGGAUUCGUCGCGAAAACGAAUUGUUGGCAGAAGAACCGAUGGAUGAAGGAGACGAAGACAAACGAGUCCAAGAGGUGAGACUAGCGGAAAUUGAAAAAGUUAUCAAUGAAACCUGUACUGACAUCAAAAACCAGACAAAAUUCAGCACGAAACAGUGUAGAGUAUUGUUGUCGCCACUCAUUGGUAAAAUUCUAGAAGUAGAAGAACAAUUCCGUGGGAAAAAGAAAGAAAGUGAAUUCUGGGAAAAUACGAAUGUCAAACUAAAUAAAACUGUUUUGUCAUUGCAGGACGAAUUGGAAAGAAAAAGUCCACCACAGCCGCCGACGCCACUCGAAGAGCUGUCCGGUCAAUCGAUUCAAGAAAAUGAAAGAAGAAUGAAUAUGGUGAGUGUGCUAGAAGCAAAUGAAAUUCAUAAUGAAGAAGCAUUGAAUGAACUGUUCGGAAAAAUAGAGCAGCUGGGAAAUGAGCUAAGUACACACAAAGAAUUAUUGCAGAAAGCACGCGAGCAAUCGGACCGAUCAAAAGAAGAAUACUUCCAAGCAAAACAACAAAUCGUGAUGUUACAACUAAAACUGAAGGCUGAAGAGGAGAAAAACGAGAAAUUGAAAAAGGAGAAUGACACUGUGGCGGCGAAUAAUCAGUCAAAUAGUCUGACUCGCUAUGGUGAGCAACGUCAAAGCAUUACUGACUAG
Messenger RNA from Caenorhabditis remanei, 783 nucleotides. RefSeq lists its product as uncharacterized. The record is from RefSeq and is a predicted model, not a curated record. The transcript has a single exon. Lineage: Eukaryota; Metazoa; Nematoda; Chromadorea; Rhabditida; Rhabditidae. Bases 1 to 783 code for a protein of 260 amino acids.